Messenger RNA from Arctia plantaginis, 909 nucleotides. NCBI's taxonomy places the organism in Eukaryota, Metazoa, Arthropoda, Insecta, Lepidoptera, Erebidae. The record is from the annotation of a GenBank genome assembly.
AUGCUCAUUUUAAGUUAUCGUCUCUCCAAAUGCAACGCUAUAACUAAUACGAGUUUCAAUGCUAGUGAUCGAAUAUAUGCAGUGAAUAAUGCAAGUAAUUUAAAAUAUGUAAAAACUUUACAAAAGGAGGAAAUAGGCAAACGCACAUUCUUCAUACCGGCUGGCAAGCCAGCUCCUUACAAGGAAGUCCCCGACAAUACCCACUCAGGAACAAGCGACAGCCACAGUCGAGGUUUGCUGUACAACGAACAUCAAGGUUACGGUCUGAACGAUUAUGAAGAAGGUUCGCAUUAUUCAUAUGGACACGACUACCAGUUCCAAGAGCAUCAUCAGAAGCCCCAUAGUCCACAUGUCUACGAGCAUCAUGACUAUGAACAGCAUCACUAUCCAGGCCAUCACAAUUAUGACCACGGGCAUUAUAAAUAUGAAAAACAUGUAUUAGCGGCGAAAGCAGCACUUUGGCCUUUGGCCGGUAUCGCUUUAUUGGGCGCGGCUGCCCUAGCAGUAAGUAACCCCGUUCUUCUACAACUUGGUGUAGUUUCUGGUAAACGUCGAAAGAGAGAUACAGAAGAAAUCACUGGACCUGACUAUGUUAUAAACUCAUUACAAAAAUUUAAAGAAAAGAACCAGACCAAUUCUAUAAUUGAGAAGCAAAAAUACGAUAAUUUGAAAAGAUUAAGGACAAAAACUGAUAAUAUAGCUACAGGAAAAGGAUCAAGUGAAAAGUUUAAAAGAAGAAUUAUAUCAAUAAAUAAUGUCAAAGAUAAAACAAAAGUUAAAGGACUGCUUUCUUCAACGAAAUCCUAUAUUGAUCAAUCAACCAAGUCUCCAAGGCGGUACGACAAGAGCUAUGAAGAUGAUAGGUUUAUUCCCAUUAAGUUAAGAUCACCUAAAUUCGGUCAUAAUUAA